AUGGAAGAAAUACUCAAUCAAUUAGAAAGAGUUGAAACUAAAAGUGCUCAACAAAUUGAGAAGAUAGUUAGGUGUGUAGGAAAAAUUGCUGAUUAUACACUUGAUGAUAUAAUAUUUGAUCCAAAGAAAGAUUGGACCUUUGAUUCUUUAAGUACUUGUUUUAGUAAAUCAGAAAGAAUGAUAGAGAACAAGAAAGAAAUAAUAUUAAUAAUCAAAGAACUUAUCUGUUUAUUGGAUGACUUAAAAAUUAUUGAAGACAAAGAGCUCGAUAAUUUAGAAAAUGAUAGAAAAGAUUUACUUGAAGCGAUGGAAGAGAAAAUUAGAGAUAUGAAACAAUAUGGAAAUGAUAGAAGAACUUCUAAACCACCAAGAUCUCCAAUUGAUGACAGGAGAACAAGUCAACGAGAUUAUUCUAAAAGAAUACCUGCAAGAGAUAGAGAAGUUGUUAGAGAAGAUAGUCAUGACAGAAUAGAAAGAAGAACUACUGAAGUACAAAAAGAAAAAGGAAAACAAAUUGUAUUAGAAAUGAGAUCUGUUAUUGAGAAUGAAAUAGAAAAUGUUGUAGCAAAUAAAAGCCAAAAAAUAUUAUUUGAUACAAAUACUGAUGGAUGGAAAAUGGAUAAAUUUGUUGAUUCUGUUACUGGAAAGAAAAGAAUUGGUUUCUUAGUGUUUGAUGAAAUUGCACAUGUAUUUGGAGUAUUUGUAAACGAAAUACUUCAACCAGGACAAUGGCUAGAUGAUUCUAAAUUAUUUUUAUUUUCAUAUACUCCAGGACAAAAUAAACCAUUAUUCUAUUCAAAUAUCAUGUUCUCUAAUCAUGAUGGUAAAUCAAUCUUUAAAUUAGAAGAGAAAAAUGCAGAACACUUUUUCAGAGUAGCUAAUGUUAUUUAUAUUCAAAACGUUUCUGGUAAAAAAGGAAGUGUUAUGUAUCCAGAGUUAGAGGAAUAUUUCUUCCAUGCAAAUCCUAGAUCUUUCUGUGGGUAUGUUUAUCCUGAUAAAUUCGAAUCAACUAGAGUUAUUGCACUUCAAUUCUAA
This is a messenger RNA of Entamoeba dispar SAW760, 1035 nucleotides long. RefSeq lists its product as uncharacterized. The record is from RefSeq and is a predicted model, not a curated record. The transcript has a single exon. NCBI's taxonomy places the organism in Eukaryota, Evosea, Mastigamoebida, Endamoebidae. Bases 1 to 1035 code for a protein of 344 amino acids.